Molecule: messenger RNA, 324 nt
Organism: Prorocentrum cordatum
Lineage: Eukaryota; Dinophyceae; Prorocentrales; Prorocentraceae
Source: the annotation of a GenBank genome assembly
GCUCCGAACGGAGAGCCGUGGAGGGCUGGCGUGGGCGGCGGCCAUGCGCGCUGCGGCAUCAGCGGCGGCCGCCAUCGCGACUACUACCGCAUUCUGAACGCCGCCAAGAAGCAGGGCCCAGAGGCGCUCGCGAGGUUCAAGGCCAGCAACCCGCGCCCUCGCGAGGUCGAGGGGGCGCUGGCCUUCUACCAGCUUGCGAAGGCGAAGAUGCAGCCUGCAUCGAAGCCGCCACCGCCUCCGCCGCUGCAGCGAGGAGCUGCCGUGAGGCCGCGGAGCUGCAGCGAGGAGCUGCAGCGAGGCCGCUGCAGUGAGGAGCUGCAGUGA